AUGGAGAACAAAGUGCUUCAAAGAAGCGGUUCGAUGCUUGCCCGCCAAAAUAUCCAGUGGCCAAGACCUCGGCAAAACACGGAGGUGGAUGCGAAGUCCGAUCUUCGUGGUGUGCAUUGGCAAUUGAGCUAUUUGCAGACGACCCCGGGUCAGACAGAAACAAAGGAGGCCUACAUCAAACAUCCGAAGUAUCAGCGGCGAGAAGCAGUCGAAAAUGGAGAUGAUCUGAGAGCGUCGCAUAUUGAUUUGGCAUAUGGAGCGUCAAGGUCCUGCAAGCAUUGGGUGGCAGCCUUGACAGAUGAAAUGUCAAGGAAUGAGCAUGACAAGUUCAAUUGCAAGAAACCCGAUGGUUUCGAAGCCUUGGGGACAGAGCUGCGAAAGUCUCACAUCAGCUUUGGGGAACGUUUUGAACCCACAUGCCAGAGCCAGCAGAAGGUCAAUUUCGGGAUUCCGCCCAAGGCCUUUCCGUCGCGUUGGCUGCGGCGCAAAAUCCUUUUGCUACCCAUCUUUCAGAGCCUGAUUGAUGGGGCUGACCUUCCUGAUGGCGCGGAAGAACUUUUUGUACAGCAGUUAUCAAUUCAGCUCAAAUCAUUGAAGGACAUUUGCACCGGGAAAUCGCAUGAGAUCUUGGCGACUGCCGCUGGAGUGUUGGAGGAUGAACUUCAGCUCCUAUCCAGCCUUUGCGUUUCCGCGCCGCUGAGUCAGCUUGCUGUGAACGCCUAUGUCGACUAUGUCACGUCACUGACCGCACCAUGCGGCACAUGCGAGGUGCAUAGUUUGAUGGCCGUCUCUCUCCACGUGCGCUUGAAUCUCUGGGUGAGCAAUGUGUUGCUACAAGCUUCUCCAGAAGUGGGCAAAGCAACCAGAGUGGGCAGAUGGCUCGAGUUCUGUUCCACACGCUAUGAGAAGCUCUCGCUUCAAAUAGAUCAGGCGUUUGAUGCUUCAGUUGCAGUUUCUCGCCUAUCUUCUGCACAGCUCAGCGGAGUCAGCGAUGCAUACUUGCAACUGGCGCAGCAUGAACAUCAGGUCUAUUCACAGAUUGCUUGUAGCCAAUCAGACUCAGUGAAUGCUGCGAAGACCUUACUGCAAAUGGCGAAGAUCAUCCCACCAAGGGUGCUGAUCAUCGCAGGCUCUGACAGUGGAGGUGGCGCCGGCCUGCAAGCGGAUUUGAAGAGUUGCACCGUUCAGGGCGCUUUUGCAACAACUGCAGUGACAGCGGUGACGGCACAAAACACCCACGGUGUGCAGGGCAUUUUUCCAAUUCCUAUUGACUUCCUGAAGAAGCAAGUUGAUUCUGUUCUCUCCGACAUUGGCACAGACGUGGUAAAAACCGGAAUGCUGGCAACGUCAGAGAUUGUCAAGGCAGUUGCUGCAUGCUUGAAGGCGUCCCAACCAUUUGGAUCCUGCCUCGUCGUGGACCCCGUCAUGGUUUCCACCAGCGGGCACACUUUGCUGGAGGAUGACGCUAUUCAAAGCCUUAAGGAUGAGCUGUUUCCAUGCGCCACUCUCAUAACGCCCAAUUUGCCAGAGGCACGCUUGCUGCUGGGCGUCAAAGACAUUGAAAGUGUAGCUGCCAUGGAGACAGGAGCGCGUCAGCUUGCAGCAAUGGGCCCCCGCUGGGUGCUUGUGAAAGGUGGACAUUUGCCUGGCUCUGACCAGGAAGUGACUGACAUCCUUUGCAAUGGUGAGACUGGAGAGUGUAUUCAGUUCACGUCAAAGUUGGUCGCAAACACCAACCACACACAUGGAACAGGAUGCACCCUGGCAUCUUCCAUUGCUGCUCAUCUCGCACGAGGGCUUCAGGUUCUACAAGCUGUGAAGGUUGGCCUUACUUCAACUGGUGAGGAACGGUCAGAGGUCCAAAAAGAGCCGAGCGCAGCUCUCCGUGGCUACGACGAAAUGCUCGUAGUGAGGAAGUGGUACGGGAUGGUACAGGCCGAUCAGAUUGCAUCCUUUGCUGAUACUGUUGGGAAGGACCUCCGAGCCUCUCACAUUGACAUCGCCAACGGUGCAGAAAAGAGCUGUGCACAUUGGAAGGAGAAGGUGGAAGAACUGGAGGUCCGCCAUGAAUGGGCUGGAUUCGAUCUGCUCAAAGUCGGAGGAGAAAAGCUCGUCUUUUGGAAGGAAGGAGGUCUCGUGGUGCUGUCUGGCUGCAUUACCACAACGUCUCCUAUGAAGCAAAAGUCUGACUUUGACAUCACGGUUGCCAAGGUACCGCCUUCCUGCACACCAGAGCGGUACACUCCCUUCAUAGCACCGACAGCGAUGUCUCGAUAUGAAGGCAUUCGGCAAUGUGGGACGAGCGCGACCUUGCGACCUGACGGACGGCUAGUCAUCAAUUUCAAUAAGAACCUGAACCCUAUGGUGCUGCAUUUCUCUGGCUUCGCAUACAGCAUGGGCGAGCCUGAAGGCUUGAUCCAGAUGAUCCAGCCAGACAAAUCAUUGAAGGCUGAGACGCAGAGGUUCAGACUACAACCUAUGCAUGACGACGAACCAGCUGCGCAGUUGGAUGGAACAAUUGUGACUCUACAGGGCCGUCUGAUGGAAGCCACCUAUGGUUUCACGAGCCAAAUCAUCGGCAUCCUCCCAGAGCGUUGCAGACCCCAACGUGAGAUCCGAUGCCUCGCACCGCUGCUUCGUAGAUCCAAAGAUGAGGAUAUGGGCCAAUGUGACAUCGCUGAUCAAAGUAUUGCAUUGACAUUGAAGACUGACGGAAAGAUCACCGUUCAUGGCGGCAAUGUGCACUUAGUGGACCAGAAAGGGAACAUGCGCAUCCUUCCGCAGAAGAAGAGGGGCAUCCUGAGUUUGGAUGGCAUUCAUUUUUACGUUGGAAAUGACACGGCUCCAGUGGAGGUUUCCAACAGCUUGCAAAAGAGUGACGACCAGCAAAUCACCGAUGAGAAGAAGAAAGAAAUUUUGCAGAUUUUUGCUCCACAAAUUCGGAAUACUGCAGUUGCCUGCAGACAGGGCAGCAUUGUUUUGCUGGAAGGAUCGCUCAACUGGGUCUCCUCACGGCCUCUCAACACCAAGCAAGCAAUUGCUACCCUCCCGAAAGGCUUUUGGCCUCGUCGACGGGAGACCUUCUUCGCAAGAGGUCGCCAAGAGGAACGCCGGAGAGUUGACAUCGACGUUUUCGGCCGCAUCUUUUGCCCAGAAGGAGCAGAUAGGGGCAGUGAUGGUGGUGGAUAUGUGGACCUGAGCGGUGUGAUUUUCAUUCGAAGUACAUCGCCACCAAAGGGGAAGCCUUUGGAUCCCGAGUACGACGACCUGCGGUUGCAAUGCAAUCGCACGGUGGUAGAUGUCGCAUCUUCGUCUUUCAAAGGGCAUGAGCUACUGGAGAAAUUCAUCCGACGAUGCAACGCCUACGAAUGGAAGCUGCUGCACCACACCAUGGCAGCGCAAGCUGGAAGAACGAUGAUGACUCCUGGGGUUGGCAGACUGGACGAGGAAGUCCCCACUCGAGGCUGGGACAGAGGAAAUGAGUUCAACUUGAGCAAGCACGAAGACAGACUGUGGAACAACGUUUUGAGAGCUCCUCUAGCUGAGCACUACGGGAUCUCUACGUUUCACACGUUGCUGCAUCUUUCCUGUCCAAUGUUAGACGAGGUGCUGAACUGCGUCAGAGGCCUCUCUGACGAAGACCGGCGGCACAUCAGAGGUCUUAAGCGAUCUCGGGAAGGAGAUUGGGAAAGGACGCGGCAACCACGCUUGACCUUCCAAUGCUUGCAAGAACUUGCAUGCGAGAUCUCUGAUCAGAUGUUUGAUCACUGGGACUUCUACGCUCAGAUGCAGGGUUUGCUGAAGAAUGACUUCCGCGCUCCCAAGACAAUUGAGCACCUGUUCCCCCGGCGCCUGAACAGAUGGCAAGAAAAGCUCAUUAAGGACAAUGUGCCAGAGAAGGACUUCUCCAAGUUCGAAGAAAUUCGCCAGUUCUUCUUUUUGUACGAGACAACUGGGAGCAACAUGACCCAUUGCAGCUUGAUGGGUUCUCAGGACUUGUUCACCACCACAGGCAAGUGGUACUUCCCUGACGCGGAAGAUGUGCAACAGCAACUCUUCGAAAACAUCGGGUGGCUCUGGGACAGGAACAUCUACCACUACAUCUCAGAGCGUCAGACGGCAUUCUUUCCCUUCAUCGAAGAUUUCGACAUUCAGGCAAAUGUGGAUUGGAAGGAGCCAUUGCCUGGUCAAAUACGACCGGAUCCGCCUGAUGAGCUGAUCAUGACAAAGCCACUUAUGGACGCAGACGGAAAAGUCUUUGGAGAUCCAGGGACUAUGAUGAAGUAUCGUGCACAAGCAAUUCACAUGAUCUACCCGCACAUUGAAGAUUUGUAUUGUCUUGUGUACUCAGCUUCUGGCUACAACAAGGGCAAAGAGUUGCUGAAGUCUUCCUUUCAUCUAGUUUGGCCCCAGUUGGUGGUAGAUCCAGACCGAGCUCCCGUUAUUCGAUAUGUCACCCUUGGCAUUUUCAAGAACGAGACCAACAAAGAAGGCUCGGAGCUGAACCAGCUCCAAAAGCGCUUAAUGGAGCUUCACGACGGCAAUGAGUGGGAGCUGGUGUUUGACAGCACCACCAUCAAUGCCCGCAAUGGCCUUCGUCUCCCCUACAGCGACAAAGCAUCAAUGGUUGUGAAAGAUCCGGAGGACCGAGAGAAGAUCAAAAGGGGUGAACUGUCCAAGAACUCUGCCUUCAAGGUUCGCGUGACAGAGGAGCGCCCAUCAAGACCUGUGGGGAGAAUUGAGUUCAAGUUCGAAAAGAAUGCUGAUGAUGUCGACGUGCUCGUUGAUGCGAAGUGGGUGGCAAAUGAAAAGAGUUACGAAAAGUGUGAGUGGAUCAAGAUGGGCUCCUGCCGGCGCGACCAGAGCAGCGCACAAGCUACGGAGGUGACACCGUGGCAACUGGGCCCCGAUGUCAUGUCGAUGCUGCCGAAGCGGCCAGGUGAGAGAUAUUAUCGAGAGUACGAAGAUGAUCAAGGAACAUUCACCACGCACGUGCCGUAUUCGAACAUUGUGAAGUGCACGCUUACGCCUGCUGAAUUCGCGCGUAAUUGGGACGACAAGUUAUCAGAAGAGCUGGAAGCUCUGGCCCAGGAGCAGGAAUUUGACCUCCAGAGGCGAAUUGCUGGGCAAUGGGUGUGCAUCACAGACGAGCAAGCCAUUUGGCGGGCACCUGCCUCUCAACAGUUUUCUGACAAGUUCGCUGAUUGGGACUGGGGCGCGAGGACCCGAAAGCUAGCUCGGCCUGCUGAGUUGAUCUACAUCCACAAGAAAGGCAAAGUGCUGUUAGAUGGACCUGAUGAUGUUACAGCGCCUUUGCUACGGGUCUUGAACGAUUGCAAAACCGAACCAGAUGAUUUUGCCAUCAUGCCGGUCUAUGACAAGACCAAGAUGGAGAGAUUUCCAUGA
Molecule: messenger RNA, 5406 nt
Organism: Cladocopium goreaui
Lineage: Eukaryota; Dinophyceae; Suessiales; Symbiodiniaceae
Source: the annotation of a GenBank genome assembly